UGUUUGGAAGAAAUUAAAAUUGGAAGAUCGUCAAGGCAUGGUGAAGGAGAGUAGAGCUGAGGCAAAGCUUGGGGUUGGAGUGGAAACCCUUUGGAGAGCUUUGGUUAAAGACUUGAGAUUUAUAAUUCCAAAGCUGAUUCCAAACACAGUGGACAAAAUUGAGCUCCUUCAUGGGAAUGGUGGCCUUGGUUCUGUCUUCCUCUUCCAUCUUGCCCCUGGUGUGAAGAUUAUGAAGACUCAGAAGGAAAGGAUUGUGGAACUUGACGAAACAAACCAUGAAUUUGGGCUGCAACUGAUUGAAGGGAUUCUGUUAAAAACAGGGUUUUCUUCCUUCAAGACAACGUUCAAGCUUUCUUCAAUCACACAAAAUGAAACCCUUGUGGAUAUCAAGGUUGUUUAUGCGACUCAAAAAGAUGAAGAUGAUGAACAUGACGAAGCCCACAUGAAGGAAGUGGCAACUAAGCCACCUCUCUCUUUUCUUCACCUCUUGGAAAACUUUCUUCUUCAUUCAUCUUCCUAACAACUCUUCUUUUUCA
Messenger RNA from Momordica charantia (bitter melon), 536 nucleotides. Its product is annotated as phytohormone-binding protein-like. Gene Ontology annotation, cellular component: nucleus; cytoplasm. NCBI's taxonomy places the organism in Eukaryota, Viridiplantae, Streptophyta, Magnoliopsida, Cucurbitales, Cucurbitaceae. Gene Ontology annotation, molecular function: abscisic acid binding; protein phosphatase inhibitor activity; signaling receptor activity. Gene Ontology annotation, biological process: defense response; abscisic acid-activated signaling pathway. The record is from RefSeq and is a predicted model, not a curated record.